This is a messenger RNA of Tilletiaria anomala UBC 951, 327 nucleotides long. RefSeq lists its product as uncharacterized. The coding region runs from base 1 to 327 and encodes 108 amino acids. Lineage: Eukaryota; Fungi; Basidiomycota; Exobasidiomycetes; Georgefischeriales; Tilletiariaceae. Gene Ontology annotation, biological process: regulation of exit from mitosis; maintenance of rDNA. The record is from RefSeq and is a predicted model, not a curated record. The transcript is spliced from 2 exons.
AUGGCGGGCCUUAGUGGACAGAUGCAAUGGGUUAUGCGAGAGUUCCAGGCGCUGCUGAAGGAUCGGCAGACCAUCUCAGGCGAGGUGAUGAAUGAGUAUGAGCAGAAAUUCGUCCUACCGCGAGCUAUGCCGGAAGUGAGAGACGCAUGCGUCAUGACGAGCGAAGCAGAGAUGAUCGGUGUGCGCGAUUGGCAGCUUCGCCAGUCUGCCCCAUCGCAGACGCCAACGGCCAGCAUGGAUACCACUGCCCUUCAGGUCAAGAGCGCCAGCAAGAGUGCGAGACAGGGAAGAAAGACGGGAGGCGGCGAGUCGCUCAACCCAUGGUGA